This is a messenger RNA of Rotaria socialis, 933 nucleotides long. The record is from the annotation of a GenBank genome assembly. Lineage: Eukaryota; Metazoa; Rotifera; Eurotatoria; Philodinida; Philodinidae.
AUGUUUCCAACAGAAGCUCUUAUUGAUACAUCAAUUUUGCCAUCUGAUAUCAUGUUAUUACGUGACGUUAAAUUUUUUGAUUUUGUUCGAAAAGAAGCUGGUGAUGCUGCUGUUGAUCUUUUUGAAAUUCAAAGUAUCAAUUGUGUUAAAUCUUUGUUGAUGACAGUUGAUGUUUAUUGUAUUAUGAAUUUGAGAAGCAAAGCUUUAGAUUGUUUUAAAAAUAAACAUGGUUUUAUGCUUGAUGAUGAUACAUUCAUUAUAAAAACUGGUAUAAAAGGAAAUAUGGACUAUCUUAUUGAUUUAUUAAAACAAAAAUGUACUGAUGAUGCAAAGUUAACAAAAUCUUCAAAACGCAAUCAAUCAUCAUCACCAUUAGAUAGAACCAUAAACAGAUCCUCAACUACCACAGAAUCAACAAUGGCGUUUUUAUCGAGUAAUUCAUCAAACGUUGUCACAUCAAAAUCUUUAAACUUAUCACUCGAUGAACAUAAAACUUAUAUAAAUAAUACACUGAACAAUUGGUGUAAAAAUAAUGAAUCAAGACUUAAUUUGUCAAAUGUGUCCUUGAUUGAAGCUGCAGAUAAUCAACAAUCUUUUACAUGUUCAGAUACUGUAUCAGAUCAAGAAUCAUCAUCAGAUACUACACCAGAUCACGAAUCAUCAUCAAAUGCGGUAUUACUUAAUUCUACGUCUACCUCUAUAACAACCGAUGAUCAUGAGAGUCUUGAACGACCUUCGCCAUUAUUAAAAAGUAAAAACGGUUGCCUAGGACUAGGAGUUUAUUUUACUCGAUCAAUUGAAGGAACAAUUGAAAAAGCUGAAGGUACAGGUAGUGCUCAUAUUAUUGCAGAAAUCUAUAUAGAAAAAGUUUAUGAAGCUGAAAGAAAAGUUAUAAGUAGAGGUCAUCAAAAAUUUGGGUGUGGGUGGGUGUGA